GAAGCCUUUCUAAAAAUACACCAUUUAAACCAGGUAUUACAGGUGACAAUAGACGCAUAUUGGAGAAAGAGAGAGAGAGAACAAAACCCAAAGGAGCAAAACCUGCAUGUUUUGAAGUGAUAAAUGGUGUAGCUGUAUUUCUAUUGACUGGCUUUGACAUGAAAUUCCUACUGUUGGCACACGCGCUCUCAAAAUGUAAACAAAUUCUUACUUAGAAAGAGGAAGUUAAAAAAGAAAUACCUGUGCAGAUAUAGUAUACCCAUGAACGAUAAUGAAGAUACAUGACCACGAUGAGUGGGGAAACAUUACAUCGAAAAGAACUACUAGAGGAACCUCAUAGACAUAUAGGAGCCCAAGAUCUUCUGAAACAGACAGCUAGUGUAUCUCAUAGUGGCUUUUUACGCAAGCGCGGGAAAUUGGAGAGAUUCGUUGGAUCAAACGGAUUAUUCAAAGCAUUAUUUUCAGAGCUUUCUAAAUGGCGUCAACGUUUCGUUAUCAUUGGACGAGGGUGCCUCUAUAUAUACGCGGAUGAACAGGGAAGAGCCCCACUGCAGUCCGUAUCCCUCAAAGGAUACAGCAAAGUGGUGAGACCGCCUGAUACAAUGGGUAUAGAAGUGGAUACACGAAGAUGUUUCCAAGUGGUUCCUGCCAACGAAAGGACAAUGAAAACUUUCAUAUUUGGUUGUGCAAAAGAUGGCGAGAGAAAGGAAUGGAUGCAGAAAAUCCGAGAAGAAAUGCUUUUUGCCAAUGCGGUGAAAGAUGACAAAGAAAUAUCGGGGACUGAAUCUGAUGAAUAUGUGUAUUUGGAGAGGCCUGUUAUCGACGCUAUCAUAAAUCAGAAAACUCCUGAGAGACCAGGAAUUCCAAAGAGAAAACCUCCGAAAACACCCAAUGAAACCGGUGAUUCCGACACAGAUUCUGACUACGACCAAAUCCCCGAGGAGGAAAUGAAAAAAAUCCGAUCCAAACCUUUACCUGAAAUCCCUAAAGAAGACAAUGAAGUUGUGAAAAGACCAGAAAAACCAAAGAAACGACAAAAUGUGAAAUCAAGGAAGACCUCCGAUCAUGACGAGUAUUUGUUUGACAAUUCUGACAGGAGCCAAGCAAUUGAAAUUUUAUCCAAUCGAUUGAGUGGAACAUUCUUGGUGCGGAAAUCCAGGGCAGGAGACCAACAGGUAUUAUCUGUUCAAACAGAGGAAGGCAUGAAGGAGUAUAAGAUAUAUCCAAAGCCUGACGGACUAACAAUCGAUCAUAAGACGUAUUUCAACUCAAUAGAAGGCCUUGUAGAUAACUACAAGCGAAAAAGUCUUCCAAACCGAACAACCACCUUGUCACGUGGUUACAGUGUUAGUGAGGGAGAAUAGUUCUGGUGGUUGAUACCGGUAGUGCCGGAUGCAGAAGACGUCUACUUCACGAAUCACUUUAGAAUUAGUUUGAUAUGUGUAGGAGACAUUUUACUUCAAGUUCAUAGAAUUUGUAAGACUGUAGGCAUAAUUCAUAUCUUCUAAAGAUGUUUUUAUUUUUUUUAUCAUUGUAAUUCGAUGUAUCGGCAUUUUAGAUCAUUUAGAAUAUCAUUAGCAGGUGCUUCAUUGUGAUUUGAAAUAACCUAUUCAUGUGUUAUAGACUGACUCUCAUAGCUUAUUAUAUUUUCAUUUUGGGGAUGAUACAUGCAGAUUUCAUGGUGCGUGUACCUGUGAAGGAGAGUAUAUAAGUAGAGUUUUUUCUUAAACAAAAGGCAGAUUUUCUGAAUAUGUAAUAUGUUUGUCCAUGUAUGCUAAUAUCUAGUAUUUCAUUUGAGAAUGAUUUUUUAAAGCUCUAUGGUUCGAAUUACAAUAUUUUUUUCCAUCUCGUAAAAACGCUAUUAAAUCAUCGCACGUAUGUAGUUAUGAGACUGUACGACAUAUCAUGAAUUAUUUCACCUGUUUUAACCCAAAUAAUUUGAUUUUAAAUCGAUGUUUACAAAUAACCGCGUCACUCUAUGGAGCGCCAAAUUAACAUAAACUCAAAUAAUUGAAGAUAUCUUCAAUUAUUUGAAGAUAUCAUCAAUUCAUUUGAUGUGCGCAACAAUUGAAUUAAAGAUCUCUUCAAAUAAUUAAUGACAUCUUCAAUUCUGAAUUAUUGCGCGCAUUAAUUGAAUUAAUGAGAGCAUUAAUUCUUCAGCUGAAUUGAUGCGCGCUUUAAUUGAAUUAAUGAUCUCUUCAAAUGAAUUGAUGAUAUCAACAAUUGAAUUGAUGCGCGCUACAAUUCAAUUGAAGAGAGCAAUAAUUGAUAUAAUGCGCGCAUUAAAUCAAUUAACGAGAGCAAUAAUUGAAUUGAUGCGCGCAUUAAUUCAUUUGAUGAGAGCAAUAAUUGAUUUAAUGCGCGCAUUAAUUCAAUUAUUGCUCUCUUCAAUUGAAUUAAUGAUAUCUUUAAUUCAUUUGAAGAGAGCAAUAAUUCUUUUAGAGAGAGCAACUAUAUAAUUAAAGAUAUCUUCAAUUCAACAUAUCCACAAUUGAAUUAAUGAUCUCUUUAAUUGAAUUGUUGCUCUCUAUAAAAGAAUUGAUGCGCGCAUUAAUUCCUUAUACAAAAGCAUUGUAAAUGAUUUAAAUAUAUCUUCAAUUGAAUUAAAGAGAUCAUCAAAUUAUUUAUACCGAGCUCUAAAUUAAUUAUUGCGAGCAAUAUUUCUACUAAAUUGAUGCUCUCAUCAAAUGAAUUGAAGAGAGCAAUAAUUGAAUUAAUGCGCGCAUCAAAUCUAUUAUUGCUCUCAUUAAUUGAAUUAAUGCGCGCAUCAAUUGAAUUGAAGAGAGCAAUAAUUGAAUUAAUGCGCGCAUUAAAUCAAUUAUUGCUCUCAUUAAUUCAAUUGAUGCGCGCAUUAACUCAAUUAAUGAGAGCAAUAAUUGAAUUGAAGCGCGCAUUAAUUCAUUUGACGAGAGCAAUAAUUGAUUUAAUGCGCGCAUUAAUUCAAUUAAAGAGAGCAAUAAUUGAAUUAAUGAUAUCUUCAAAUAAUUGAAGAUAUCUUCAAUUAUUUGAGUUUAUGUUAAUUUGGUGCUCCAUAUCACUCUGCCAUUUCAAGUGACAGUCACGUGACCAGUUCAAACUUUCAAAUCAUCGGUGGUCUUAUCUGUGUAAAGCUGUGUAUUUUGUUAUAACCGUACCGUACUAUAAGUUUAAUAGAAAUAAAAAUAUCAAAUACCUCUUAGUAAUUCGUUGUUUUACGCUCUUUCAGCCUUAAAACUAGGCAUUUGCGUAUGAGUUAAUACAUCAUGUUGGAAUUCCCCUGACGCGCGUGGGUCUAUUUAUAGACGUCUAUUAUGGGAUGAUUUAUAUAUGUAGCCACUAUAUUUACUUUCUAAAUAAUAUUCGCACUGUUUUCUUUUACAUGCAGAUGUUUUCAAGCAUGUAAUUAAGGGAAAGUUAAUAACUUUAUAAAGUAAUUAAUCUGCUUUAAAGAAAUUAUGUACAAAAAUAAUACAUAAACAUCGGGUCAUACAGCUUUAAAUAUAUUUAUCAAAUGUGAUAAAUCUGACAAAUCUGUCAUUUGAUGUUUUGAAUAUAUGUACAGUGCAUGCUAAAUGUAUUUACAGUGUUAUUUAGUUUGAAGGUAUAAUCUGUUGUCAUUUUUCUUUUAAAACUAAUAAAUAGCUUGUCAUGAU
Molecule: messenger RNA, 3632 nt
Organism: Ostrea edulis (European flat oyster)
Lineage: Eukaryota; Metazoa; Mollusca; Bivalvia; Ostreida; Ostreidae
Product: SH3 domain-binding protein 2-like
Exons: 13
Coding region: 282-1364 (360 amino acids)
Biological process (GO): signal transduction
Molecular function (GO): SH3 domain binding
Source: RefSeq, a predicted model, not a curated record